AUGGACAGUGCGGAAAAGAUCGUGCUUGGAGCGGCAGCGAUCAUCGUUAUAAUAGUGGUUAUUGUCAUAUCAGUCGUUUACACUGUUUUACAACGCCAAGCUCAAGCUGCUCUAUCAUCAAAUGAUUUAACAGCGUAUAUUUAUAAUCAAUGUACAACAAAUAUGCAAAAUCCGACGUUAUUGUUAACUUUAACUAAUCAAGAUAUGUUUGAUUAUCGACAAUUUAGUUAUUCCAUCAGUUCAAGUGUGAUUUCGACCAAAUUGACACUUGCUUUUGGCUUUCAACAUCAAACCGAUUUCUGGGGCCUAGAUGAUAUUGUCGCUUUCGAUACAUAUACAAAAACAAGUGAUUCAACGAAUUUAGACGGUAGUUUUGAAUCAAAUAAUCUGACGAUGUCCUAUUCACAGUGUCGUUUAACAACAGAUAAAAAUAAUUAUCCAUUUUUAUCACAAAUUAGUUGGGAUUUUCCUCAUUUAGGUAAUUGUUACUAUACAGACGGAACACAGAGUGGACUUACUUACUUAAUUCAAUCAUUUCCCAUUGUGGGUGGCCGAACCUACGAUGUGAGUUUUUGGCUGCAGAACAACGGAAAUGGGCAAAAUUUAGCCGUCAUUCUCGUUGAUGCCUGA
Adineta ricciae is the source of this 630-nucleotide messenger RNA. The record is from the annotation of a GenBank genome assembly. Lineage: Eukaryota; Metazoa; Rotifera; Eurotatoria; Adinetida; Adinetidae.